AAUCUGAAUAGUUCAAAAUUGACAAUUAUAGUCAUCAUCAUCAAUGUUUCUUCAAUUAUUGAUCGAUUGCGAAUCCGCGUUUUAUGCUGUUCACUCUAUGUCGUAAAAUAUCAGUAUAACAGACGUGUUUAUGGCAGAAAUGGAGCAUGCUGGUGAAAAUAACAUAAUGUUAAAAGAAAUUAAAACUGAUUUACCAGAUGUCGAAUCCUCCAGCAGGAGUCUUGAUUUUGCUAGAAAUUCCAGUAUAGAUCUAGCUUCACUAAAUAACAAGAUAGUGAACAUGCGGUCAUCAGUUCGUCAAUCUAAAGUGAGAGUCAUUCAUAAGUUGACGAGAAAUAUUGAGAUGCUUAGAAAGAAAAAGGGCUCUGAGAAGCAGCUGGAAAAGUUAAAGGCCAAAUCAGAAAGAUUACUGGAAGAAAUUAGAGUUAUAAAGGCUGUGAAUCUGGAUAAAGUUUCUAAAUAUGCUUUGUGGAAUACUUCUACCCUGGAUGAAAUAUGUAAGCAACCAACAUCCAGCAUUCAGUCCAGGGCUUUGACUCGAUUGGCAGAAUGCAGCAUUAUACAAGACAAGGUGAAAGCUUUUCGCAGUUGCCAUAGAGACUGGAAGUCCCUCGCGGCUUAUCUCGUAAUGAAACAGAGUGGUCGCCGAUACAAGAAAAAGAAAAAUCGCGACAUGAAGAGUGCCGAGGUUGAAACGACCAACAUAAAAGCAAGACAGAUAAUGACUGAUACGUAUCUGCAGCGAAAGCUUGUGGAAGGUGAGGAUGAUCUUCCAACAACAGUUGACUGGGGAGAAAAUAAUAAUUUAUUUAGUGAUAGAGUGACCGGGGAUCAGGAAGGUGUGGGAACUAGAAGUUCUGAUGAUGAAAAAGAUGAAUCAGUAAGCAGUCAAUUUACAAAACAUAAAGAUGAAUUACCCAAAAAGGAAGUGGGUGAUAUAAAUUCUAACAAAUCUGUUUGUCUGACAAAGCGUCUGCUUAAGUUUUUCCCUGAUAAGACAAAAGAAUCAGAUUCUGAGGAGUCCAACUCAUUGGAUGGUGCAGACGUGAACUCUGAUGGUGAACAUUGCAGUGCUGAAAACACUAAAGAUGAAACUGUCAUGUCUAAGACAAAACCUGUUACAAAGAGACAGUCUGAACCAACAGUUUGUGAUGCUGUCAAGAAUGUUCACCUUACAAGUUCAGACAGCAAGAAUGAAAAGUUGUGUAAGGACAAACUUGUUUCAAAGAGACAGUCUGAUUCAUCCAUACUUGGCACUGCAUGGACAUAUUCAGAUGAUAAUACAGAUGGACAUUCAGAAAUUGAAAACAACAGUGGUAAACAUUUGAAGUUGAAAGACAAACUUUCAAAAAGGAAAUCUGAUUCAAGAGUUCUUCAUAGUAGCAAGAGUGGUGGACAUAAAUGUUCAGACAAUACCUCAGACAGUCAUUCUGAAGUAGUAAACAUCAAAAGUAAAAAUUUGGUGUCUGAGGACAAACUGGUUUCGAAGGUGACCAGGGAUUCAACAGUUCAUAAGAGUGAUAAAAGUAGUAAACGUACAGAUCUUAGCAAGGGCAAGAGUUUAGUGAGUGAUGAUGAAAGUUUUGAAAGUGACUGUCGAGAUGAUGGUUCUGAUUCUGAGUCAAUUAGUGACCAUGAUUCUGAUCACACUAAAGAAGAAGACGAAGAAGAAGAUGAUGACAUGGCAGAGGUCUGUGUUAAGAAACAACAGCUGAAACAGACAGAACUAAAGAACAAAGUCAACCUUCCAUCUACUGACUCCACUAUCAGUAAGGAAAUGGUGAUUAAGAAACUAAAUAUGGACACCUUGAGCGAUGAUAUUGAUGAAGAAGAGACCAAUCUUGCAGAGGAUUUUCCAGAUUUUCUGAUAGGUGAAACACAAGAGUCUUCUCUGAAGAAAAGAAAAAAGGAUCCAUUUUUUGUAUCCAGUGAUGUUGAAGAGGAUGAUGAUAUAAAGAAGGGAGAUAAUUCAGUUGAAGUUGAAGAACAAGGAGGAGUGAGUGAUGAAGAACUUGCUAAUUAUGAACACAUCCAGAAAGCAAGACAUGCAUUCAAGUCUGAUUUUGUGGACAAACUUGGCAGCAAGGGUUACAGAAGAUAUGACUGGACUCGAGGGGGAGCUGGAGGGUCUACACAUGCGAGGUACUCAAAGCGAGGCAGCAUGACUCGAGGGGGAGGACGGUUUAGUGAAAACCGAGAAGGUCAUUCAUCAACGUUUCAGAGACAGAAUACUGGGAGUUGCUGGGAGAAAGAAAAGAGCAACUUUAACUCUCAGAAUCGGCAACCCGGUCGUGGUGGUUCAAGUGACAGGAGAAUUGACCAUCAAGGAAGAGGAGGUUCAUCAAUGUCUAGCCAAGCUGGUGGUGAAGUUCUACAUCCAUCAUGGGAAGCAAGCAAGAAACGCAAGGAUCAAGUCACCAUUCAUGCAUACCAAGGGAAGAAAAUCAAAUUCAAUGACUAAUUAUUCCUCAGUAACAAAUAAAAUCUUAAAAUAAAUUAUAUCCUAUA
Molecule: messenger RNA, 2508 nt
Organism: Gigantopelta aegis
Lineage: Eukaryota; Metazoa; Mollusca; Gastropoda; Neomphalida; Peltospiridae
Exons: 7
Coding region: 131-2461 (776 amino acids)
Biological process (GO): maturation of SSU-rRNA
Cellular component (GO): nucleus; 90S preribosome
Source: RefSeq, a predicted model, not a curated record